GAAGGGGGGUUUCACAAGAGGGCAGAUCACCAAAACCCUCCUCAAGCCUGCAUCUCGCGCGCCCCCCGUGGAGCCACGAAAUCACUCGCAUCUGCGGUGGUCCCAUAUCAGGUCAUUUCGGCCAACCAAUGGCCGCAUUGGCGGGACCCCGAGGGAAGCAGCCAAUCCAAUUUGGGGGGAGGUUGA
Molecule: messenger RNA, 186 nt
Organism: Colletotrichum costaricense
Lineage: Eukaryota; Fungi; Ascomycota; Sordariomycetes; Glomerellales; Glomerellaceae
Exons: 1
Source: RefSeq, a predicted model, not a curated record